ACCUUCAGCCGGCCAGCUGAGCUCCCACCCCCCCCCGCAGCGCCGCUUCACUGCAACCUCUAACCGGCUUUGAGUGUCUCUCUGACCGGCUGUACCAACAUGUUCCACCCCUCUUCAGACAGAUGGAGCAGAUUAAUCUAUUUAUCUGCUGUAAAUAUUCAGAAAAGUCUGUUAUUAGCUCGUAUCUCCACACAGAAUUACAGAGAAACAGCGGCGCGGUGUAAAUGUAGCGCUACAGCACGGAGCUUACACACAACUGCCCCGCUGAGGCCUGCGGAACCUCGGUGUGGAGUAUCGGAGCUACACGCACAUGGAGUCAGGACGGCGGGCAGGAGAGCUGUCAGGUGCCGGCUGGAGUCGAGCCGGAGCUCGAGUAGUAGUUCUUCUCAUAAUUCAAAGGUCCCCCAGUUUCCCACCUGGGAGCCAGUAGCCGAGAGUCAACUUCCCCCACCAACGAAAGUCUCACUGGACCUGGUGGAUAAGCUGGAGAGACUCGCUCUUGUAGACUUCGGUAAUCAGGAGGGCAUUGUCUGUCUGGAGAAAGCCAUCCGGUUUGCAGACCAGCUUCACGUGGUCGACACAGACGGUGUGGAGCCAAUGGACUCUGUGCUGGAAGACAGAGCUUUAUAUCUGAGAGAAGACACCGUUACGGAAGGAGACCGUGCUGAGGAGCUCCUUCAGCUCUCUAAGAACACAGUGGAAGACUAUUUUGUAGCUCCUCCAGGAAAUAUCCCACUUCCAAAGAGAGAGGAGCGAUCUGCCAUGCUGCAACAUGCUGACUUCUGAGUCUGCAAAUACUAAAAAUAUAUGCAAAGUUGGUACAAAGUUGGUACAUAUGGAAAUAAAUAAUGUAUUUUCUGACUAUAAGGCUCACUAUCAA
Molecule: messenger RNA, 880 nt
Organism: Astyanax mexicanus (Mexican tetra)
Lineage: Eukaryota; Metazoa; Chordata; Actinopteri; Characiformes; Acestrorhamphidae
Gene: gatc
Product: glutamyl-tRNA amidotransferase subunit C
Exons: 5
Coding region: 100-786 (228 amino acids)
Biological process (GO): mitochondrial translation; glutaminyl-tRNAGln biosynthesis via transamidation; regulation of translational fidelity
Cellular component (GO): mitochondrion; glutamyl-tRNA(Gln) amidotransferase complex
Molecular function (GO): glutaminyl-tRNA synthase (glutamine-hydrolyzing) activity
Source: RefSeq, a predicted model, not a curated record